AUGGUGGUUCUGAGCAGUUUCCAGGCAAUGAAAUACCCAUCAGUGAGGCAAAGGCAUGGCAAUAAGUUGAUGAUGGGAAUCCGAUGUGGAGUGCCGGUCGAGAAGACGCAGUACAACGACGGGGUUUUGGAGAGGUCAUUCAUGGGUCUGUUUGCAAAGAAGAUGGAGAAAUUCGGGAAAAGAGGAGAUGAUGAUGAUGAUAACGAUGAUGAGAAGAAGAAGAAGAAGAAGAAGCAAAAGUGGAUAUUUGAUUACGAUUACGAGUCUUUUGUCGAGGUGUCGAGGGGAGUGAUGAUGGGAAGGUCGCCGGCGCAGCAGCAGCAGCUCGUGCGUCAAGUGCUCCUCUCCAUGCUACCCCCUCAAGCUCCUGCUCAGUUUAGAAAAUUAUUUCCACCCACAAAAUGGGCUGCAGAGUUCAAUGCGGCAUUAACAGUACCUUUCUUUCACUGGUUAGUUGGGCCUUCUCAGGUUAUGGAAGUGGAAAUCAACGGAGUGAGGCAAAAAAGUGGAGUCCUUAUAAAGAAAUGCAGGUAUCUGGAGAGCAGUGGAUGCGUAGGAAUGUGUGUUAAUAUGUGCAAAAUACCGACACAAGAUUUCUUCACCAACGAGUUCGGACUUCCAUUAACGAUGACACCAAAUUUUGAAGACAUGAGCUGCGAGAUGGUGUAUGGCCGGAUUCCUCCAAAGUUUGAGGACGAUCCGGCAUCCAAACACCCUUGCUUACCUCAUUUUUGCUCUGUCGCGCAACCUAAUUCAACCAUCUGUCCUAAACUACAAGCAUGA
Molecule: messenger RNA, 783 nt
Organism: Striga hermonthica
Lineage: Eukaryota; Viridiplantae; Streptophyta; Magnoliopsida; Lamiales; Orobanchaceae
Source: the annotation of a GenBank genome assembly